AUGGAUCCAUUUGAAGUGAGAUUAGAAUUUAUAAGUUGCUUAAAAAAACUCAAUGCGUCACAACCUUACAUCAGAAAAUGUGUAAAAUAUGCAAUUCAAAAUAAAGGUUGUUACGAAGAUUUACAUAGAUGUAUAUUGGAAGUUAUGGAUCAAUUUACCAUCUUGCCACGAUUGAAUUUGCUUUAUUUCAUUGAUGCUUUAUUAGAGAAUUCAAAAUCUAUAAAUUUCAAAGGAUAUAUUGAACUCAUUAGACAGGAUUUAAAUAAAUUAAUUUUGGAUGUUACAAGUGGACCAAAUGGGUGUGAUAUACUUAAACGAAUGGAGGAGGAUCGUGAAAGAUCUAAACAUGUUAGAGAAGAGAUAUGGCAAAUUGAUUAUUCAAUCCCAAAUUUUGAAGCUGAAAUAUUAUGGGAAUCUACUUCAGAUUUAGAUGAAAAUGAUUUUGAGUGGAUAAGAAUUCAAAAUAAAAAAUAUUUCCCUAAUUAUACUUGGAAAAAAAACUUUGGAUUAAAUGAAAACUUUGAAAAACAAGAAGAACAAAAUUUUCUCUCUACUAAACCAAUACAACCAAUAGAACCACGAUCAUCAUCAUCUUUACAAACAAACAAAAUAAUAACUGUUGUUUCUUCUCUUCCAAGCAUGUCAAGUUGUAUUGGAUCUUUUACAGAGUUUCUUGAAGAACACAAAAAAUCAUCAAUUGAACCACAGGAUUUUGUCAAAAAUCAACAACAAUCUUUUUCUUUUUCUCCAGCUCAAAUUGAUUAUACUAACCAUAAGUACCUGGGUUGUUCCUCGAUAGAAGAUUAUGAACUUACCGAUAAAUUAGGUGAAGGGACUUUUGGCGAAGUACACAAAGGAAUUCAUAAAAAAACGAAAACAGUCGUUGCCUUAAAAAGAAUACUAAUGCAUAAUGAAAAAGAAGGGAUCCCGUUGACAGCGAUUCGUGAGAUCAAGAUUCUGCGUCAGCUGAGCCAUCAAAAUAUUGUCACUCUUUCCGAUAUGGCUAUAUCUUACAAUCAUGAAGGACAAGGAACCCCACCAAUUUAUAUGGUUUUUCCUUACAUGGACCAUGAUUUAGCCGGACUUAUUGAAAACAGAAGUGUUAUUUUUUCUGCUCCUCAAAUAAAAUGCUAUAUGAAACAGUUAUUAGAAGGAACCUUCUACCUUCAUCAACAAAAAAUAAUGCAUCGUGACCUGAAGGCAGCGAAUUUAUUAAUUGACAACAAUGGGAUAUUAAAAAUAGCCGAUUUUGGUUUAUCAAGACCUGUGAGGAAUAAGAUAUUGACCGGUUGUGUAGUCACUCGCUGGUAUCGUGCACCUGAAUUGUUAUUAGGUGAAAGACAAUACACCACCGCAAUUGACAUGUGGGCCAUUGGCUGUGUUUUUGGAGAGAUACUUAUGAAAACACCUAUACUGAUGGGUAAUUCAGAUAUUAACCAGCUCGAACAAAUAUUUAAAUUAUGUGGUUCCCCGACAGAAGAGGAUUGGCCAAGUUUUAAAAAAUUACCAGUUGCAUCUGAUAUUGCUUUUCCAGAUUUUCCAAGAGUAGUCUUUCAUGAAUUUGAGCCUAGAUUUGGUACUUUGGCUGCAGAGCUUAUAGACAAAUUAUUAGUGUUAGAUCCGGAAAAAAGGUUAAGUGCUUAUGAGGCUUUGGAACAUGAUUAUUUUUGGACUAGUCCUCUUCCUGCUGAACCAUCAGACAUACCUAAAUAUGAAUCUAGUCAUGAAUACAACUGUCGUAAAGCAAAGGAUAGAAGAAAACAACAUAGAGCUCAUGUAAAAAAUGAUAAGGAUCGUCCUACUCGUAAUAAUAAUAAUGGUCAACCUGGUGGUAAUGAACCACGCCACAGAAUCAAUCCUUCUACAAAUAGAAAAAGAGUAGCGCCUGCUAAUGAUGAUGGUGGUCCCAAGAGGCGUUGCGAAACAAGAACAAUACAUCCAUUACCUGAAAAGCCUGGUGCAAUAGCAAAAGUUUCAGGAGGAUCUAUUCAAAAACUGAAUAAAAGAAAAUAA
This is a messenger RNA of Entrophospora sp. SA101, 2013 nucleotides long. NCBI's taxonomy places the organism in Eukaryota, Fungi, Glomeromycota, Glomeromycetes, Entrophosporales, Entrophosporaceae. The record is from the annotation of a GenBank genome assembly.